AUGUACAACCACGAUGACGACGAAAUCGGUGCAGACACCCUCUUCCAAGACCCAGAGGGCUUCUAUCCCGAAGACAAACAGCCCACCUUCUCAGAGCACCAGAUGCUCUCCGGGCAAAUUAUCCGAGUGCGCCUAGUCGGCAGCCAUCCUCUCUACGGUAACAUGCUCUGGAACGCUGGACGAGUAAGCGCCGAAUACCUCGAAGAAAACGCCCCCCGGCUCGUCGCAAAUAAAGAUGUACUUGAAAUCGGUGCUGCGGCAGGUGUACCCAGCAUCAUUGCUGCAAUUAAAGGUGCGCGCACAGUGGUAAUGACAGACUAUUCCGAUCCUGAUCUCGUGGAUAAUAUGCGACGAAACGCCGAGGCUGCGUCGUCCAUGAUACCCCCGGGGAGUAAAUUGCAUGUUGCGGGAUAUAAAUGGGGUGCGGAUACGGAGGAGAUUAUGUCUUUCUUACCGGUUGAUACAGCGAAGAAAGCGUUUGAUACGUUGAUUAUGGCGGAUGUGGUGUAUAGUCAUCGGGAGCAUCCGAAUCUUAUCAAGACUAUGCAGGAGACUUUGAAAAGGUCGAGGGAUGCUGUGGCGUUGGUUAUAUUUACGCCGUAUCAGCCAUGGUUACUUCCCAAGACGGAGAAGUUUUUCCCCUUGGCUGAGCAGAAUGGGUUUGUGGUAACCCCAGUCUUUGAGAAAAUUAUGGAUAAGGCUUUGUUUGAGGAUGAUCCUGGGGACGAAACACUUCGUCGCACUGUAUAUGGAUACGAAAUCCGAUGGGCUGAUGGAAGUUUAUAACCAUAACGCUCCCGACAUGAUGAUUUAUGAUGACAUCCCAAAAGUUUAGACUUGACCUUACUACUUCUUGCGAGCAGGUCGGCUCACAUAACAAACAGCAAAUGUACAUCUGUCAUGCAUCAGUAUAUACAUACGAAUAUGGCAAGGCAGGGAACAUACCCAAAGGAUGACUACAACUCAACUGCGGCUUUUGAGAAUAAUCACGCUCCAACUUUGCUCUGAUAUUGUUGAGUAAUUGCAAAUAACUCUGUUUCGGGUACUGUCUCAAUGUUUCUAUGAAUGCCCAACUUAGGGCUCCUCGGGCCUGUCCGCCUUGGAAUGUGUCGGCGCUAGGUCGGAACAUCAGCCAUCUUUACUUUCAGAAGUAUUCGUAAUGACUUACGAAGUCUGCGUAUCUUUCGAUCCUGAAAACAUGACUACAUCCGCAGGCGAGGUCUUGGUCAUCAUCCUUCUUUCACGUGCCGAGUCGCCGAUUGUUGCUUUCUUGAAGAAUCCAAUAGCCGUUUGGGCGACGCCUCCUAAAUCGCCUUUUCCGUAAGCAGUGAAUGCGCUGAAGAGGUCUAGGGCUGCUUCUUUGGCUAGAUUUGGUUCUUUUAACACUCCCUUCACCAACGCAUUAGAAUUGGUACUUGCGAGGGAAGAUGACGUGUCGAACGUACCUGUGUGGAGUAGAUGAAUGGGAGAUCGAGUGCAGUUCCGGAAUGGCACGAGUCGAAUAUGGCUGUGAGUCGAACGCCGGGUCGGAGUGGUUUGACCCUGGUAUCCAUUCAUUAGUUAGAUUCCUCGAGUCUAGUUCUUUGUAUACCCACAUAAUAUCAUGCAUCUCAUCAUCC
Molecule: messenger RNA, 1619 nt
Organism: Talaromyces stipitatus ATCC 10500
Lineage: Eukaryota; Fungi; Ascomycota; Eurotiomycetes; Eurotiales; Trichocomaceae
Product: nicotinamide N-methyltransferase Nnt1, putative
Exons: 3
Coding region: 1-786 (261 amino acids)
Biological process (GO): peptidyl-lysine dimethylation
Molecular function (GO): protein-lysine N-methyltransferase activity
Source: RefSeq, a predicted model, not a curated record